UCUCUCUCUCUCUCUCUCUCUCUCUCUCUCUCUCUCUCUCUCUCUCUCUAGCUAGGUGUUUCUCUAUACGGGAAGGUUUGUGCGUCUCUCUCGCUCUCGCUCUCGCUCUUCGUGCGCUUCUUCUUCGUCUUCAGUGCGAUAUCCAGAAGUGUGAACCAUGAAUAACGGUCCUUGGUUACCCGAGGUGGACUUCCAAGGCCUCUCGGAUGAUUUCUUCGACGAUCUCAUGAACCAUACUGAUUUCCCAUUGGAAGAUGUGGAAAGUGGGAAUGGUGAGGGAGAUUGGGAUGCCGGGUUUCAAGGCCUCGAGCCUCCGCCUAUGGAUAUGUUCUCGAGUUUGUCCUCUGGCUUCAACUGUGGCGGCAAUGGCAUUAGCAAGGGAGAUCACAAGCCCAUACCGAUCUUGAAACAGUGUAGUUCUUCUGAAGCAUCCUCUGACAUCAAUAGCUCUGCCCAUGGAUUGUCAUGUCCUGACGUUAAAGUCUCGAAGCUGUUCCAAUCUUCAAGCCCAGUGUCAGUCCUCGAGAACAGCAGCAACGGAUCUUUCUCAUCGUCCCAAAGCUCCAGGUUAAAGGGACUGACCGCCUUUCCUGUGAAAGGCAUGAGGAGCAAACGCAAACGCCCCACAGCUCUGAAACUCAAACUUCUCCUACCAUUCGAACUAGCAAAAUCUCAGCAAUUCACUGCAGAAGCUGAAUCAGAAUCCGAAAUCUACUAUCCCUCGGAGAAACCCGCCAAGAAGAAGCGCAAGAAACACAAGAAGAUCAUCCACCCGACCCAUCCGGGUUCUUCCUCCCAUUCAGAAUCAGGAACAACCCGUAAAUGCACUCACUGUGAGACAACGAAAACCCCCCAGUGGAGGGAAGGCCCUAACGGGCCGAAAACUCUAUGCAACGCCUGCGGGGUACGGUUCAGAUCGGGGCGGCUUGUCCCGGAGUACCGUCCAGCCGCAAGCCCGACUUUCAUCCCGUCAGUGCACUCGAAUUCCCACCGGAAGAUCGUAGAGAUGAGGAGGAAGGGCGGCAGUCAGGAACUCAACUCGGGCAUGAUCCAGACCGUAAUAUCCCGAGCAUAAUAGGUACCAAUUCUGCUUUUGGUUUUGCCCUGAAGUUCGAUAUCAGAAAACCCUGUUUCUUGUCCUGGGAACGUUGUGAUCCGCAGAACUGGGGGGGUUCUAAACUAGGGGAGGGCUUAGUGGUGGUUGCCUGAAAUCUGAUCGAGAGGGAGAGAUUAGGGUUUUAGUGGUGAGUUAGGGUUUAGUGUCGUUCGGAUUAUCAUAUUAUUAUUAGUAUUACUAUUAUGUGUUCAUAAACUCGUGCUAGAAAAUUAAUAUGCAUAUGCAGAGGUGAUGUUUGGCUGGCGACUUUUAUUUUUAUGAGAGGAAAACAACAGAUGAAGCCAUUGUAUUUUCCCCCCAUUUAAAAAAAAAAUUAUAUGUUAAAGCUCUUUGGAAACAAACCAUAUUCUUUCAUUCUUCAAUGGCAGCCUUUGUUUUUCUC
Molecule: messenger RNA, 1499 nt
Organism: Tarenaya hassleriana
Lineage: Eukaryota; Viridiplantae; Streptophyta; Magnoliopsida; Brassicales; Cleomaceae
Product: GATA transcription factor 11-like
Exons: 3
Coding region: 158-1075 (305 amino acids)
Biological process (GO): regulation of DNA-templated transcription
Molecular function (GO): sequence-specific DNA binding; zinc ion binding
Source: RefSeq, a predicted model, not a curated record